Molecule: messenger RNA, 1303 nt
Organism: Nerophis lumbriciformis (worm pipefish)
Lineage: Eukaryota; Metazoa; Chordata; Actinopteri; Syngnathiformes; Syngnathidae
Gene: eif3i
Product: eukaryotic translation initiation factor 3, subunit I
Biological process (GO): cytoplasmic translational initiation
Cellular component (GO): eukaryotic translation initiation factor 3 complex, eIF3m; cytoplasm
Molecular function (GO): translation initiation factor activity; protein binding; RNA binding
Source: RefSeq, a predicted model, not a curated record
CUACGCUAUCAGACCAGGCAGCCACAUGACGUCACUUCCUUUUCCGCCUCAGCGCCGUCGCCUGUACAGCACGAGUGUUGAUAUAUACCUCUUCAAUGCGGACUUUUUUUCUGUUAAAGACCGACAAAUAACACUUGCUUGGCAAUUAUGAGACCCAUUCUACUGCAGGGGCACGAGAGGUCCAUCACGCAGAUCAAGUACAACCGAGAAGGAGACCUCAUCUUCUCUGUGGCCAAAGACACUGUGGUAAAUGCGUGGUACUCGGUCAACGGGGAACGCCUGGGCACCUAUAAUGGACACACAGGAGCUGUGUGGUGUGUCGACUGCGACUGGGACACAAAGAAUGUACUGACGGGAUCUGCCGAUAACAGCUGUCGACUGUGGGACUGCGAAACGGGUAAACAGCUGGCCCUGGUCAACACCAACUCCGCCGUGAGAACGUGUGGCUUCGACUUCAGCGGCAACAUCAUCAUGUUCUCCACAGACAAGCAGAUGGGCUACACGUGCUUCCUCAACUUUUUUGACCUGAGGGAUCCACAGCAAAUUGACGACAACCAGCCCUACCAAACAGUGCCGUGUAGCGAGCAGAAGAUCACCAGCGCUGUGUGGGGGCCGCUGGGCGAGUUUGUCAUCGCCGGCCACGACAACGGCGAGAUCAACCAGUUCAGUGCCAAGUCAGGAGAGAUCUUGAAGACGGUGAAGGAGCACAACAAGCAGAUCAACGACAUCCAGUCGUCAGUGGACCUGACCAUGGUCAUCACCGCGUCCAAGGAUAACACGGCCAAACUCUUUGAUGCGUCCUCCCUGGACCACAUCAAGACCUUCAGGACAGAAAGACCCGUCAACUCCGCCUCCAUCUCCCCCAUCAUGGACCACGUGGUGAUGGGUGGAGGUCAGGAGGCCAUGGAGGUGACCACUACCUCCACAAGGAUCGGAAAGUUUGAGGCCAGGUUUUUCCACGCCGUCUACGAAGAGGAGUUUGGCAGGGUCAAAGGUCAUUUUGGACCCAUCAACUGCGUGUCUUUCCACCCUGAUGGCAAGAGUUACAGCAGUGGAGGAGAGGAUGGAUAUGUGAGGAUUCACUACUUUGACUCCCCAUACUUUGACUUUGAGCUGGAGGCGUAAACAACAACCAGUUUGCUGAGCGCUGCCUUCCCUCACAUCAUCAUUUACCACACACAACAGGUCAGGUUUGGGUGUUUUUCCUCAAACCUGUUCUAAGCCCACUUUUCUGUCUACAAUGCAGAAUUAUGGACACAUUUUAUGUAAUAUCAUUCCACCAACAAAGUUACUUUUCAUCAUA